AUGAAAGGUGUAAUGAGAUUUGGAAAGAAAGGAAAGCUUAAACCAAAGUAUAUUGGUCCAUAUGAAGUAUUGAAAAGGGUAGGCAAAGUAGCUUACAAGCUAGCCUUACCUAUGGAGCUAAGUAAAGUUGGUGUAUUUCAUGUAUCUCAGUUAAGAAGGUAUAUCCCUGAUAAGUCACAUGUGCUACAACCUGAAACUAUUGAGCUAGAUCAAAGCUUAACUUAUGAAGAAAAACCUGUCAAGAUCCUUGACAGUAAAGUGCGUAGUACACGCAAUAAGGAAGUUAAUAUUGUGAAAGUGCUAUGGUCUAACCAAGAGUAUGAAGAAGCAACUUGGGAAGCCGAGGAUGAGAUGGAAAAGAAGUAUCCCGAGUUGUUUGAGUUAUCUUGA
Chenopodium quinoa (quinoa) is the source of this 390-nucleotide messenger RNA. RefSeq lists its product as uncharacterized. The record is from RefSeq and is a predicted model, not a curated record. The coding region runs from base 1 to 390 and encodes 129 amino acids. The transcript is spliced from 2 exons. Lineage: Eukaryota; Viridiplantae; Streptophyta; Magnoliopsida; Caryophyllales; Amaranthaceae.